AUGGAUACCAUGUUGGGAGCCAGGCUUCAGACCCAGCAGAAUGAGAGGAGCAGACACCAUGGCCAGGAGACUAGCCUGUGGUCCUCAGGCUUUGGGAUGAAGCUAGAGGCUGUCACCCCAUUCCUGGGGAAGUAUCGUCCCUUUGUGGGUCGCUGCUGCCAGACCUGUACCCCCAAGAGCUGGGAGUCCCAUUUCCACAGAAGCAUAAUGGAUCUAGGCUUCUGCGAUGUGAUCUUGGUGAAGGAGGAGAAUACCAGGUUUCGAGGCUGGCUGGUUCGGAGGCUCUGCUAUUUUCUGUGGUCAAUGGAACAGCAUAUACCCCACUGCCCGGAUGUCCCACAGAAGAUCAUGGAAAGCCCUAAGGUACAGAGCAUCAUCUCAGGGAGGGCCCCAGGAGGGGCUGGAGAAGGUCAGUUGCCGAGUCAUGUGAAGAAAGAGGUACAGCGCAUCCUGGACCACAUCCAGGCCCCACCCCGCCCCUUGCUGCUCAGGCUGUUCAGCUGGGUGCUGCUGCGGUUCCUGAACUGCCUCUUCUUGAAUGUGCAGCUCCACAAGGGUCACAUGAAGAUGGUUCACAAGGCCUCCCAGGCGGGCUCGCCGCUCGUCUUCCUCUCCACCCACAAGUCUCUCCUAGAUGGCAUCCUGCUGCCCUUUGUGCUGCUUGCCCAGGGCCUAGGUGUGCUUCGUGUGGCUUGGGAUCCUCACACCUGCUCCCCUGCCCUCAGGGCUCUGCUGAGGAAACUAGGGGCACUCUUCCUGCCUCCAGAAGCCAGCCUCUCCCUGGACAGCUCUGAGGGGGUCCUGGCCAGGGCUGUGGUUCAUGUGGCCAUAGAACAGCUUCUGGUUAGCAGGCAGCCCCUGCUCAUCUUUCUGGAGGAGCCCCCUGGUGUUCGGGGGCCACGGCUGUCAGCCCUAGGCCAGGCGUGGCUGGGAGUGGUGGUGCAGGCAGUCCAAGCAGGCCUUGUCCCAGAUGCUGUGCUGGUGCCAGUGGCUGUCACCUAUGACCUGGUUCCAGAUGCUCUGCCUGACAUACACCAUGCUUCCACCCCACUGGGGCUGUGGACGGGAGUUCUGGGUAUCCUGCGGAGCCUGCGCAAGUGUUGGGGCUGUAGACACCGGGCCUGUGUCCGUGUACACCUGGCCCAGCCCUUCUCCCUGCAGGAAUAUACCAUCAAUGCUAGGAGCUGCUGGGGCAGCAGGCAGACCCUGGAGCAGCUGCUGCAGCCCAUUGUGCUGGGUCAAUGGACUGCUGUCCCAGACACUGAGAAGGAGCAGGAGUGGACCCCAGUAACUGGGCCCCUCCUGGCCCUUAAGGAAGAGGACCAGCUCCUGGUCAAGAGGCUGAGCCGUCAUAUCCUGAAUGCCAGCGUGGCAAGUUCGGCGGUGAUGAGCACAGCCAUUAUGGCGACACUGCUGCUAUUCAAGCACCAAAAGCUCCUGGGGGAGUUCUCGUGGCUGACAGAGGAGACGCUGCUGCGUGGCUUUGACGUGGGCUUCUCAGGGCAGCUGCAGUGCCUUGUGCAGCACACUCUGAGCCUGCUGCGGGCACAUGUGGUACUGCUGCGUGUCCACCAGGGGGACUUGGUGGUGGUGCCAAGGCCUGGCCCAGGCCUUACACACCUGGCACACCUCAGUGCUGAGCUGCUGCCUGCCUUCCUGAGUGAGGCUGUGGGUGCCUGUGCUGUGCGGGGGCUGCUGGCAGGCAGAGUGCCACCUGAGAGGCACUGGGAGCUGCAGGGCGUGGAGCUGCUGAGCCAGAAAGAACUGUAUCGCCAGAUUCUGCUGUUGCUGCACCUGCUGCCACAGGACCUGCUGCUCCUGCAGCCCUGCCAGUCUUCCUACUGCUACUGUCAGGAGGUGCUAGACCGUCUCAUCCAGUGUGGGCUCUUGGUUGCUGAGGAGACUCCAGGCUCCCAUCUGGCCUGUGACACAGGGCGACAAUGUUUGAGUGCAAAGCUGCUGUGGAAACCAAGUGGGGACUUUACUGAUAGUGACAGUGAUGACUUCGAGGAGGCAGAGGGCCGGUACUUCAGGCUCAGCCAGCAGUCACGAUGCCCUGACUUUUUCCUCUUCCUCUGCCGCCUACUCAGCCCGCUGCUCAAGGCCUUUGCACAAGCUGCUGCCUUCCUCUGCCAGGGGCAGUUACCUGAUACAGAGUUGGGCUACUUGGAGCAGCUGUUCCAGUUCUUGCAGGCUACGGCCCAGGAGGAAGGGUUCUUUGAGUGUGUGGACCCAAAACUUGCCACUAGUGCUAUCUGGACCUUCAGAGACUUGGGGGUACUGCAGCAGAAGUCAAGCCCUGCAGGCCCCAUGCUCCACCUGUCCCCAACAUUUGCCAGCCGGGACAAUCAGGAAAAGCUGGAACAGUUCAUCCGGCAGUUCAUCUGUAACUAG
Orycteropus afer afer is the source of this 2394-nucleotide messenger RNA. NCBI's taxonomy places the organism in Eukaryota, Metazoa, Chordata, Mammalia, Tubulidentata, Orycteropodidae. The record is from RefSeq and is a predicted model, not a curated record.